Pseudogymnoascus destructans is the source of this 3008-nucleotide messenger RNA. RefSeq lists its product as uncharacterized. The transcript has 2 exons. The coding region runs from base 509 to 2482 and encodes 657 amino acids. Gene Ontology annotation, molecular function: ferric-chelate reductase activity. NCBI's taxonomy places the organism in Eukaryota, Fungi, Ascomycota, Leotiomycetes, Thelebolales, Thelebolaceae. Gene Ontology annotation, cellular component: plasma membrane. The record is from RefSeq and is a predicted model, not a curated record. Gene Ontology annotation, biological process: copper ion import; iron ion transport; intracellular iron ion homeostasis.
CGAAUCGCACUCGAAUUACGGAGACUUACGUACACCCCGGCCCUUUAAGCAGCUCAGCCCUUGAUGUGAGAAGCCGUGAGAAGCCGUGAGAAGCUGUGAGCACGUUGUUUUGCGGCUAGCGUCACCGAGCCAAACCGAGUGACUUUGAGCACUUUCUGAUUGGCUUCACGCACGACCAGACGCCCACAUGGCGAGAAUCUACCGUGCUAAGCGUGCAAAAACCAUGUCCAAGGCACGACCAGUGAUCCUUGACGUCAAGGCUCGAGUCAAGGCUCGAGUUACAGACUACAAGUGGUGCGUGCCAGAUUCACGGAUGCUGAGGCUGAGGGGGAUGACGCCCGGGCGAUAAGACUGUGGUUAUGUCUCGGGGAUAUUAAUUUCAUAUUAAAUCAUACUUUGAAGAAGAAGGAAGAAGGGUCGUUGCGUGCGUACUUGACGUUUUUGUAAAAUCAUUCAUCUACCUUGACGUCAAAGCCGCCCCGUGUUGGUCGCAACGCCCAAAGCCAAGAUGGGGAUGGAUAUGAAUAUGGGCAUGGGCAUGGACAUGAGCUCCGACAGCGCCGCCUUUGUCCAUACCAACUCGUCCAUGGCGCGUAGCUACUGGUAUAUCAUAGCCGCGGUCCUGGGAUUCACAGCUCUUCUCCGCAUCUUCCAGAUCGCAGAGACACGCACCAGGUUACGCUUAGCAAAACUCCGCGCUGUCCAACACCCCACCCGGCCUCGCAAUGCCCUCGGCCAAGCCUUCGCAACAGGCAGCGCCAUCCUCCGCGAAAUCGCCGCUCCAAAAUACCACAUCAACAACCGCUGGGUGUCAUGGCUGAGUCCCCCCUCCCUCGGCCGCAGCCUCAUCGUUGUCAUCUACAUGGCCGUCAUCCUCUACAUGCUCCUGUGGCACUCCAUCACCUUCGACGCAUACUACUACGAAAAGGUGGCUUUCCGCGCGGCCUGGGUGUCGGCCACGCAGGUCCCGUUCGUGUACCUCCUGGCGUCGAAAGCCAGUCUCAUCGGUCUACUAUCCGGUAGCUCGCACGAGCGGAUUAACUGGCUUCAUAGAUGGGUGUCGAGGACUCUCCUCGUGACGGUCACGGUCCACGGCGGCUUCUUCUAUGUCGAAUGGUACCGCGCUGAUUUGGUGGAGGUGGAGCUGCAGAUGAUGACGAUGGUGAAAUAUGGGAUUGGGGCAUGGUCGGUUCUGGCGUGGACAUUCAUCACCUCCCUAACGCCAAUCCGCAGCUUCUCGUACGAGCUAUUCGUUCUCCAGCAUAUUGCGGCGGCAGCAGUCUUUUUGUGGCUCCUGUGGAUGCACGUCCCGGCCUACGCGCGGUACAACAUCUGGUUUGCAAUUGCGGCGCUCGUGUUCGAUAAGUUAGCCAUGUACGCCUGGACCGCGUGGACAAAUGCUCCUGCGUCAGGGAGGACGGGGAGCGGACUAUCUAAGUUCAUCGGACACCGUGCCGAGAUCAGGGCUGUGAACACCGAGAUGACGGAAGUCAUCAUUCACGACGUACAGUUUAAAUGGGCUGCUGGUCAGCACAUCUACCUCCGCAUCCCCUCCAUUGGGCCUCUGGAAGCACACCCCUUCACGAUCGCUAGCGUCUGCUCGGACACGUCUAGCGCGUCCUCGAUACAGCUGCUCGUCGAGAAGAGGGGCGGUUUCACAAAGCGCCUUCAUGCUGCUGCUACGAAGGAACAAGAUAAGGGGGUUACUGCAAUCAUCACUGGACCCCUCGGCCGUCCGCCUACCUGGGCCGCGUUCGAGACUUUGAUCCUGAUAUCGGCCUCGACGGGGAUUACAUUCACACUACCUAUCCUGGAAAGCAUGGUCAAUAACACGGAUGGCCUGAGCUGCGUGCGUCGCAUCGAGAUGCUCCAUGUUGUGCGCAAACGCGAUUCGACAGACUGCUACAUCGGGCGUGUAAAAGCCGCUAUCACCGCCGCAGAACGCGUCGGCAUCGCCCUCACAGUCCGGAUCGCUGUGACCUGCGGAACCUCGACCGGGACAAAGAGUUGCUUCGGCUCGAACAACCAAUGCCAUAGUUUCGACAUGGCUCCCAACUUCGCGGUCGAAGUCUCCAACCCCACCGCGGCAGCAGCAGCGACGCAAAAAUCAGACGUGGAGAGGGGAAUCAUUCCCAUAGAGACCAGGCCCAUCACCCCCAGCACAGAUAAGGGCGACUUCACAUCCAUCAUGAUCGAGCGCCCCCCCACAUGGACGAGAACCAACUCGGCAGAAUCCGAAACGACGACGUUGUUGAAAACAAAUCGGCAAAUCAUCUACUCCUCCUCCCGGCCCGACAUAGGCGCGUUCAUUCGCCGCCCUGUGGAGGUUACGGCGGGGGAGACGCUAAUCACUGUUUGCGGGGGGGAGAGUAUCGUGGCGUGUGUGAGGAAUCAUGUGGCGGCUCUGUCGGAUGAGAGGGGGGUGCAUAAGGGGACGGGGGCGCAGGGGAUUGCGCUGUUUACGGAGCAUUAUUGUUUUUAGAGGGGCGGAUGGCGGAUGGCGGAUGGCGUUGGAAUGGAUGGCAUACCCCUGACUGGAAUGGAAUGGAAUGGAAUGAAGGGUACUAUAGUUUUGCUGCCGUACCCAUAAGAUAUAGGUACAGUACAUCAAUCAUACCGUGCCUUGAACACGUCAUGUGCCAGCGGCGCUGACGCUUUGGUUGUCGGAGGGUCUGAGGGCUGAAUCAUAUAGCGCCCGCCUACUUAGCCCCAUGCAUGUCGGCGUGUUACUGACGAUGAUUAAGAUUAACUUACCCCAUAGAGGACUAAGUUAUGCAGCAUAGUAUUACGGACUAUGUAGCGUAAUUCAGCAGGAGCAGUUAUCCCAAUUAUGGAUAAAAUAAGUCAAAAGUUAAGAUAAGUCAAGAUAAGUUUUAGAGAUAUAUUUUUGUGUAGGAGUGCAGGAGCAGCCGGGCCAGGCGCCAUUGCGUGGGACGUAAUGUAUGUAGAUCAUAUAACAAGUAGAUGGCGAGUAAACAAAGGAUAUUGACAACUCACGCCUGCCUUUG